Rotaria socialis is the source of this 1437-nucleotide messenger RNA. The record is from the annotation of a GenBank genome assembly. NCBI's taxonomy places the organism in Eukaryota, Metazoa, Rotifera, Eurotatoria, Philodinida, Philodinidae.
AUGGUAUAUGAUGUGGACAAAAUAAAGGCGUCUGGCACGGCCAUGCCAUAUUUACCAGCACCAUUAGAUGUGCCGACUGCCAUUGUCAAUAAACCAUCACCGACAACAACCGAAAAGAAAUCCUUUAUGAGCAACGAACAAGAAGAGGAAGACUUUAUUAAAAAUAAUUAUGUAGCACGAACAUUAUUGAACGAACCUGAAUUACCACCUAUGACAUGGUCGAAUUGGUAUACACAAAUUAAUUGGCCUCAAGCAACAUUACUAUGUCUUGAGCCGUUAGUUGCUUUAUAUGGUCUUUUUACUACAUCGUUUAUGUGGCAAACUAUUGUUUUUACUAUUAUAUGGUAUUUUUUAACUGGUUUUGGUAUUACGGCUGGUUAUCAUCGUUUAUUUGCUCAUCGAUCUUAUGAAGCUCGAUUACCACUACGAUACUUUCUACUUAUUCUAGGUGCAGGUUCAGUUCAAGGUUCGGCUCAAUGGUGGUCACGUGGUCAUCGUGCCCAUCAUCGUUAUACCGAUACAGAUCUCGAUCCAUAUAGUGCACAUAAAGGAAUGUUUUAUUCACAUAUUGGUUGGUUAUUAUUUAAACCGCGUCGAAAGCCUGGUGUAGCUGAUAUCAGUGAUCUUACGAAUGAUAAAAGUGUUCAAUGGCAACAUCGUAAUUAUCUUAGUUUAGCUUUUUUUCUGUCAUUUGUUUUUCCAACAUUGGUUUGUGGACUUGGCUGGGGUGAUUAUCGUGGUGGUUAUUUUUUUGCCGGUGUUCUUCGUCUUGUCUUCGUUCAUCAUUCAACAUUUUGUGUUAAUUCAUUGGCACAUUAUUUAGGUGAUGCACCGUUCGAUGAUAGACGUACACCACGUGACCAUUUUGUUACUGCACUUGUUACACUUGGCGAAGGUUAUCAUAAUUUUCAUCAUGAAUUUCCAUCGGAUUAUCGAAAUGCACUUAAAUGGUUUCAAUAUGAUCCAACAAAAUGUUUAAUAGCAUUUUUUAAACUAAUUCGACUUGCACAUAAUCUUAAAGAAUUUCCUCAAAAUGAAAUCAAAAAAGGUCGCUAUUCAAUGGCACGCAAAGCAUUGGAUAAAUUUGGAGGAACUAUUACUUGGCCAAAAACUAAUGCUGAAUUACCGAUUAUUUCAUUUGAAGAGUAUCAAAGAUUAUCGAAACAAGAAGAUGGUCGUGUACUUGUCUUAAUUGCUGGCUUUAUUCAUGAUGUUAGCAAUUUUAUUGAUUCACAUCCAGGUGGUCGAGCUUUGAUUAAAAGUCAUGUUGGCAAGGAUGCAACCGUCGCUUUUUAUGGUGGUAUACAUGAUCAUAAUACUGCAGCACAUAAUAUGCUUGCUAUGAUGCGAGUUGCUGCAUGCAAAUAUGGUGGUGAAGUCGAACAUAUUAAAAAACGAUUGGGACACGUCCAAACGCCAACUCCGAUUUUUGCUUAG